AUGCCUGGCGAAACGAUGAAGGCAUUCCGCCUGGUAGAAUACGGGAAACCUGGGCAGUACUGCGAAGUGCCAGUUCCCUCACCCAAAGAGGGAGAAGUACUCAUACGAAUGAAAGCCGCAGGUUUAUGUCGGUCUGAUCUUGACAUGGUCGAUUCGUUGCCAGGUACAGAUCCGUAUGCCUCAGCUGUUGAUGCUCCCUACACUCUAGGGCAUGAAAAUGCUGGGGUGAUCGAGGUGCUAGGAGAGGGUGUUACCGAUUUGAAAGUGGGUGAGGGAGUGGCCGUCCGCCACAUGCCACACUGCUCGCACUGCGAAUUCUGUAUCCGUGGCGUCGAGCAACACUGCGAAACAUAUAAGCGCGGAGCUAUCGAAAUCACCCGUGGCUCUGGCUUCGAUGGCGGUCUUGCAGAGUUCAUGCUCUGUCCCCGUGACCAGCUCGUCAGCAUUGGUAACGAGGAUCCCGUCAAGUACGCUCCGCUUACAGACGCUGGGGUCACGGCAUACCACGCUGUUGGAACGAUCAAGGACCGUCUGCGACCCGGAUCAUCAGCACUAGUCAUCGGGUGUGGAGGACUGGGAUCUUACGCCAUCCAGUUCCUUUUGCUUUUGAUGGGUGUUAAGGUGUACGCGGUUGAUACCAAUGAGAGCCGCAUCCAGAUUGCUCGGGAUUUGGGAGCCAAGCGCGUAUUCAAGGCUGGCCCAAAUGCCACAAAGGAGAUUCUGGACGAAACUGGCGGGAAGGGGAUUGAUGGUAUCCUCGAUUUCGUAGGAAACACUGCGACAUUGAGGAUGGCUAUGGAACUGUCUAGACCACAGGGUCGAGUUGUCCUGGUUGGGAUGGAUAUGGGUUCGGUGGAAGUGGGGUGGAAUAAGAUCGCAACGAGCUGUGAAUUUGCCAUAAGCUUAGGAUCAACACGCAGAGAUCUCGAGGAGGUGUGCUAUCUUGCUUCAGAAGGGAAGCUUAAGAUCGACGUCGACCGCUUCCCAUUCGACAAGAUUCCUGAAGCGUACCAGGCACUGCGAGAUGGAAGGCUAAUUGGCAGAGCCGUUAUUACGUUUGACUAG
Exophiala spinifera is the source of this 1065-nucleotide messenger RNA. RefSeq lists its product as uncharacterized. Bases 1 to 1065 code for a protein of 354 amino acids. Lineage: Eukaryota; Fungi; Ascomycota; Eurotiomycetes; Chaetothyriales; Herpotrichiellaceae. Gene Ontology annotation, molecular function: oxidoreductase activity; zinc ion binding. The record is from RefSeq and is a predicted model, not a curated record. The transcript has a single exon.